AUGGUGCACACAGGCUUUCUGCGCCCCAGUCUCAUCGACCAUGUCAAUAUAGCCCGCAUCGACCGCAACCCGCUCGAAGACCAGGCUCUCUGGCGACCAUACCCGACCCAUCGCGAGCCGCGCCCGUCCUACCUGAGCCAGUCCUUCGACGAGGCGUGUAACUUGUCGACCGUUGCGCGUGAUAUCUCGCGCAGCAUGUUCGCCGAUGAACGGGUCAGCCCGACUCUGGAGCCAGCUCCACACCAAAGCCGCGAGGAGCUGUAUGAACGGCUCCGACGCUGGCAUAGUCUUUUGCCGGAGGCUUUUGACUCGCGGUACCGGCCGCCGCCGCAUAUUAUUUUGUUGAGAAUGCGCUAUCACGCCCUGAUCAUCAACCUCUUCAGCUGUAUCUCCGACGACGAAAUCUCGAGUACGACAUCUGAUGCACCCAAGACACCCGAGAGCCCUCCGCGCCACACCCCAGAGACGAAAUACAAUGUGUGGGAAGUAACGCAGUCGGCAGCCCUUGGCAUCGCAGCGCUGACCCGGCUGCACCGCCGCGAGUACGGGAUGAGCCGCGCACACCACUUCGCCAUGUAUGCGAUCAACCUCGCCUUGUUCACAAUGCUCGAGCAGGAGUCGUUCAACGUGCUGGACCAAGACUUCCUGUCGCUGGCCAGCGCCUUCUCCAUCGUCGCGAGCCGCUCCGCCCUCGGCCGCAAUCUCUUCCAUAUCUUUCGCCAGUCGGUGCGCGCCAAGGAGCAGGGGAGUCGGAUCCGCGACGCGAGUGCUCUUCCGGAUGAGCUCAAAGAUCUCUUUGACGAGCAAUCAUCGGCAGAGGGCCAUAGUCGUUUUGACGAGUAUGCCGAGGGCCUGGAGAAACUCAACCAGGAAGCGAAGUACCAUGGCAUUGGUGUUGACCCCGAACAUGGUCUCCAGGAGUAUCCCGGUCUGGGACUCUCUGAUAUGCUGGAUCGCUACGAGAGCCUGAGUCUGGGGAAGGACGAUGUACUAUCCGAACGACAUCGUCCAACCGGUUGUUGA
Molecule: messenger RNA, 1023 nt
Organism: Penicillium alfredii
Lineage: Eukaryota; Fungi; Ascomycota; Eurotiomycetes; Eurotiales; Aspergillaceae
Product: fungal specific transcription factor domain-containing protein
Exons: 2
Coding region: 1-1023 (340 amino acids)
Source: RefSeq, a predicted model, not a curated record